Paramuricea clavata is the source of this 587-nucleotide messenger RNA. Lineage: Eukaryota; Metazoa; Cnidaria; Anthozoa; Malacalcyonacea; Plexauridae. The record is from the annotation of a GenBank genome assembly.
AUGGCGCCAACGAAAGGUGAAAGUGUCGAUGACAGUUCACUGGAAAUUGGUAGGUUACUGCUAUAUUUACUGUCGUUUUAUACUUUGCACAAGCUACAGAUGUUUGCUGUAUAUGUACUUUUAUAUUCAUAGCAAAAACCCACAUUGUAAUGCCGAAAUAAAAGAGCCAAACUUGAUUAAGAGUUAACUUGCAUAUUGUAUCAUUUGAGUCAAAAUAAUUUAAUACUAUUAUGUACCUAUAUUUAUGACUAGAAUCUGUGGCUACACGCCGUGGUAGGCGAUCAAAGAAAGAAACGGGAGCCAGUGCUGCUUUGAAGAAAAUCAAGUAAGAAAUCUGUAGUGAAUAUACAAAAGUAUAUUUGGUUUGUUUGCCCUGAUACCUUAUAUAUAUAUUUCUGUAUUUAUCUAGGCAGUCUCGUGAAAGUGGUGAAAAAGUUAAAUAUGAAGUAAGCCUGCAUGCUACAAGGUUUAAUGGUGGAUUAAAAAUAAUUAAAGUUUACAAAGUCGUUAUUUGUUCGGUCACAGAAACCAACAAGCUUCGGCUAUUUGUCCCAAUAAUUGCUUUGGUUGGUUCAUUUAAAAUUUAA